This is a messenger RNA of Pseudocercospora fijiensis CIRAD86, 573 nucleotides long. RefSeq lists its product as uncharacterized. The transcript has 3 exons. NCBI's taxonomy places the organism in Eukaryota, Fungi, Ascomycota, Dothideomycetes, Mycosphaerellales, Mycosphaerellaceae. Bases 1 to 573 code for a protein of 190 amino acids. The record is from RefSeq and is a predicted model, not a curated record.
AUGGCGAACAGGUUGGAUACCGCAACCAUGUCGUCUCCGCCAUCCAUCAACCAAGCUAAAGCCGGCAGCAGCGCAUCGAGACCUAUGAACAAUGGAAAUGUCGUUAAGCGACUCCAGUCAGAACUAAUGACCCUCAUGACAUCGCCUACCACCGGUAUCUCCGCCUUCCCCUCCAACACCGACAUCACAAAAUGGAACGCCACGAUGGUCGGACCUAGCGGCACACCCUACGAGAAUCUAAACCUCAAAUUGACCCUCUCAUACCCGACCAACUACCCAUACGCGCCGCCGGAAGUACUGUUCAAGACACCCAUAUACCACCCGAACGUCGACUUCUCAGGCAGAAUCUGCUUGGAUAUCCUGAAGCCUGGUGGUGAAGGCAAGGAAGGAGCAUGGAGCGCGGUGCUGAAUACUGGGAGCGUUCUGCUGAGCAUCCAAAGCUUGCUUGGAGAGCCGAAUAACUCAUCACCACUCAACGGAGAGGCGGCCACGCUUUGGGACACCGACAUGGCCGAGUUCAAGAAGAAGGUCAUCGCGAGACAUCGGGAUUUGACUGAUGAGGAUCAGAAUUGA